Prorocentrum cordatum is the source of this 399-nucleotide messenger RNA. Lineage: Eukaryota; Dinophyceae; Prorocentrales; Prorocentraceae. The record is from the annotation of a GenBank genome assembly.
GUAAGCUUCGACAGCGCGUGGCUAGAGGGAAAUGCAGGCUGGCCCGAGGCGCGGAACUACGGGCGGUCGAUGGGCUUCCUGCAGCCAGCGCCCGCGGCCUUCCCCGCUGAGACCGCCCGCUUGUUCUCGGCCAACAACGGGCUCGCAUGCGACGGGGACAGUGCGCGCAGAGCGGAGAAGAUGAUUUGGCCCGAGGUCGAGCCCGGCCCGCCGCCGGCCGACAAGUGCGCCUCGCUCGACAUCGUGGACCUCCGCGGAAGCCGGAUGCGAGAGUUGUUCCCGCGCCCGAUGGCGACGCGGGCGCCCCUGGACAGCGUCGCUCAGCAACCCGCAGGGCGCGUGCUGGCGGAGCCCGACAGCCUGCUGCCCUUGGCGCGGGGCCUGCUUGAGCGGGGUCUG